Molecule: messenger RNA, 1785 nt
Organism: Nelumbo nucifera (sacred lotus)
Lineage: Eukaryota; Viridiplantae; Streptophyta; Magnoliopsida; Proteales; Nelumbonaceae
Product: pentatricopeptide repeat-containing protein At2g22410, mitochondrial-like
Biological process (GO): RNA modification
Molecular function (GO): protein binding; RNA binding
Source: RefSeq, a predicted model, not a curated record
AUGAUAAUCUCUGGCACCAUUAAAGACACCUUUGCUGCCAGUCGACUACUCUCUUCACCUGCACUUGUGGAACCCAGCUACGCCCGUUUGAUCUUCUCCCAAAUCUCUUCCCCUAAUCUCUUCAUAUGGAAUACAUUGAUCAAGAAGCUCGUAGAAAAUGGCAUGGAUUCCAUGAGCCCACCACCUCUUCUAGUUUACAAACAGAUGCUCAAAACCAGUGUAAGACCCAACAGUCACACCUUCAUGUACCUGAUCAAGGCCUUGCAAGCUCAGUUGGAUUUGUAUCUCCAUGAGGGAGAAGCCAUCCAUUCAAAUGUUGUGAAAUUCGGAUGUGACUCUAGUCAAUUUGUCUCGAGCGCGUUACUGGGAUUUUAUGUUGCUUGUGGGUUUGUAGACAGAGCGCGUAGGGUGUUUGACAAAAUAUCUGAACCAGGCUUGGUGUUGUGGACUGCCAUGAUGCGUGCUUAUGUUUGCGCAAAUGUUUCAGAAGAAGCAUUAAGGCUCUUUGGAGAGAUGAGGCAGCUGGGUUUUAUGCCUGACCCAGUGACAUUGGCAACCAUUGUCUCAGCCUGCGGGCAGUUAGGAAACUUGGACACGGCAAAGGUGAUUCACGGUUUCAUCACCAAAAGUGGAGUUGAGGUUGAUGCUUUUGUAAGUAGCGGACUCUUGGGUAUGUACGGUGAUUGCGGGAGUUUAGAGUUUACAUAUAAUUUAUUUUGUGAGAUGUCUGCCAAGAAUGUGGUGAUUUGGAACACCAUGAUUCAUCAAUGUGCCAAAAAUGGUAACAUGGACCUUGCAUAUCAGUUGUUUAAGAUGAUGCCGGAUGCAGACAUAGUAUCAUGGAACACAAUGAUUGGGGGAUUAGCUCAUGCGGGACGGUGCAAGGAAGCAUUAGCAUUGUUCAAUGAGAUGGAACUAUAUGGUGUGAAACCUAACAGAUUGACCCUUUCAAUCACCCUUUCUGCCUGUGCUGGUCUUGGUGCUUUAGAUACUGGUACAUGGAUUCAUGCCUACAUAGAGAAAAACAGCCUCAACUCAGAUGGAUCUCUGGAUCCUGGCUUGAUCGACAUGUACGCCAAGUGUGGGAGCAUAGACAAGGCACUCCAAGUUUUUGAAAAGACUACGAGGACAGAUCUUUUUUCAUGGACAUCAAUCAUAUGUGGGCUAGCAAUGCAUGGACAUGCUAAGCAGGCCAUACAUUAUUUUUCUCAGAUGCUGGAAGCUGGGGUGCAACCAGAUGAUGUCACAUUGGUGGGCAUCCUCAAUGCUUGCGCCCACUCAGGAUUCUUGGACCAAGGCUGGCAGUACUUCCUUUCAAUGGAGAAGGUUCACAGUUUGACUCCCAAACUGGAACACUAUGGUUGCAUGGUCGAUCUUCUAGGCCGAAUGGGGUAUCUCAAAGAGGCUUACAGUCUGAUAAGGGGAAUGCCUAUGGAGCCCAAUGAGGUCAUAUGGGGAACCUUAUUAAGUGCUUGUAGAGUCCAUAACAACGUGGAAUUGGGUGAGCUUGCAGCUCAAAGGUUGCUUCAGCUAGAUCCAACUGAUCCAUAUAUCAGAGUAAUGCUGUCUAACAUAUAUGCAGAAGCUUCUAGAUGGGAUGGGGUCAUGAGGAUAAGGAAAGAACUGAAGGAGAGAGGGCUGAGGAAGGAACCUGGUUGCAGCUCAAUUGAGGUAAACGGUGUUGUUUAUGAAUUUCUUGUAGGAGACAGUUUGCAUGCCCAACAAAUUGAGAUUCAUUCAAUGCUAGACAAACUCGAAAUAAUGUUGAAAAUUGGAUGUCAUUGA